Molecule: messenger RNA, 8131 nt
Organism: Eublepharis macularius
Lineage: Eukaryota; Metazoa; Chordata; Lepidosauria; Squamata; Eublepharidae
Gene: MDM4
Product: MDM4 regulator of p53
Exons: 11
Coding region: 174-1595 (473 amino acids)
Biological process (GO): regulation of cell cycle; protein ubiquitination; negative regulation of apoptotic process
Cellular component (GO): nucleus
Molecular function (GO): ubiquitin-protein transferase activity
Source: RefSeq, a predicted model, not a curated record
GAGAGGCAAGUAGAUGCCUGUUACUCUCCCGCCCUUCCUAAGAUGGAGGCGAGGAAGAUUCGGCGAAGGCGCUAAAAGGUUUCGAGUUCUUCUUGGUAUUCGAGAAGAGUCGUUGGGUGCUAUGGAGUAACUUUAAGGUUAGUAGUACUAUAGAUAGCUGCUUCACUGCCACAAUGACAACUUCCACCUCAGCACAGUAUCCAACAUCUGAGAAUGCCUGCAGAACAUCAUUUGGGCAAAUUAAACAGGUACAGCCAAAACUGCCACUCCUGAAGAUUUUGCAAACUGCAGGUGCUCAGGGUGAAACUUUCACACCAAAGGAGAUCAUACAUUACCUCGGAGAAUAUAUCAUGCUGAAGCAGUUAUAUGACAAACAGCAACAGCAUAUUGUGUAUUGUGGAGGAGACCAGUUGGGGGAUCUUCUAGGUCUUGAAAGCUUCUCAGUGAAAGAUCCAAGUCCUGUUUAUGACAUGCUAAAAAGGAAUGUGACAUCUGCUGUUGUUACAGAUGCUGCACAGACUCAUGCUCUCGCAAUGGAUCAAAGCGCGGAUAAUCCAAGCCAAGAUCACCUGAAGCAGGGUAGCGUGGAGGUGUCUUGCAGCCCAGGGCAAAAAGAGGACACAUUGGCCUUGUAUACCUCCAAAAACAUAUGCAAAGAAGAUGAAGAUAACUUUUCAAAAAAACAGCCCACACUGGAUCUGGUGCUGGAAGAGUGGGAUGUAGCUGGUCUUCCAUGGUGGUUUUUAGGUAAUCUAAGAAACAAUUAUAAGUCCAGAAGUAAUGGCUCAACAGAUAUACAGACUAAUCAGGAUAUAGACACUGCUGUUGUUUCAGAUACCACUGAUGAUUUGUGGUUUCUCAGUGAAUCUGCUUCUGAUCAGAUGGGUGCCACGAUAUCAACAAAAACAGUUGACUGUGAACAAACUAAUGAAGACGGAAAAGAGGAUAGCAAAAUGGCAAGUGAAAUUGCAUCUUCUGAUGAUUUUGAAGAUUCACAUUCCUUAAGUGAUGACACAGACAUAUUAGAUGCUCCCUCCAUGGACUGUUGGCAGUGCACCAAAUGCAAGAAGUUUAACUCUCCCAUCAAACGGUACUGUUUCCGUUGCUGGGCCUUACGGAAAGAUUGGUUCUCUGACUGCCCCAAGCUGGUUCACUCUCUGUCUGCAUCCAAUAUUGCUGUGAUGCAAAGUAAAGAAGACACAGAAGGGAUGGAUGUCCCAGACUGCCGAAGGACUGUCUCUGCUCCUAUUGUACGCCCCAAAGAUCUGUGCAGAGCAGAGGCUAACCAGUGCCCUAGAAGCCCCAUGGAAUCCAUGCAUCUGGCACAAGGGUGUGAAGGCAAACAGCCUUUGCUUCAGUUUAGCAAGUGCAAACAAAAGGAAGAGGAGGAAUUCCAGUCUCUUGAGAGUAGCAAAGAAUUGCUGAAACCUUGCCUUGUGUGCCAGAAGAGGCCUCGGAAUGGGAACAUUGUCCAUGGAAGGACUGCUCAUCUAGUGGCUUGUUUUACCUGUGCAAAAAUGUUAAAAAAGGGACGAUUGCCUUGCCCAGUGUGCAAGAAACAGAUUCAGAUGGUGAUCAGGACCUUCAUAGCAUAACUCUUGUCAUUUGAUGCAGGGAAAAAUGGUGACCAGUUAAAGGACAACUGCCAAAGGGUACUAUUAUAUUUUUAGCUGUGUGUGUUUCUUAUUAGAGCAGUCCAAUGUUUAACUGUGAAUUCAGAAAUGUUAUUUCAGUCUAAUUCAUAAUGUAUGCAAAACCACCAGUUUUCAUAACGAAGUAUACAAAGUGAUAACUACCAUGUAGUUUGCUUUAUGUCGAAAAGGCUUGUAUGUGAAUUACUUGAUCAAAGCAAGCUGUUUGUGCUCUUACUAUUCAGUUGACAUGGCAACAAGUUGGAGUGCUCAACUGUACACGGCACAACUGUAUCGAGCCUUUUAGAAGACACCUUAAUUUAAUUUCAAAGGAGAUUUCAGUUGAAUUGUUCUUUAAAUAGUGUACUUUGCACACACAUAAAUAGCAAAAGGCUAAAGGUGGAUAUCUAGUUAAGUUGGUCAGUUCUUGGAAAGGGCAUCCUGAAUUUUGAAUUUAUCAUUGUUCCAAGGUUUUUAAAAUACCUGUUAAGACCUAUUUUAUAAAACCUGUUAAGCUGUAACACAAAUCCAGUUUUUCUUUAAUUGUCCCUAUAAAAUAAAGCAAAAAGGUAAAUAUAGUUGCUGAAUGUUAGCAGUUUUUGUCUGAAGCUUACUUCAGGCCUUGUAGGAAAGAGUGUGUGUUUGCCAUUUACUGCAAAAAAGGCUAUAACAGUUACUCACUUUGGUCUUUUAGAAAAUCUGCCUCAAGAGAGCACCUCUUUGAGAGUUCAGGGUUUUUCAGGACCUUGGCUUAUAUAGUCAUUUCCCACAGUAGAUUGUACUCAUUCACGAUGAAUAUUGUAUCUGGGCUUCAGGUUAUAAGCUAUACUUUGAUGUGAAUUGUGGGACUGGUUUGUAGCCCAAAACCCUAUUCAGAUGUUGUUCACUGUAGAACAUACUUGUGAUGGGGAUCUGCCUUUCCUUCUCUCCAUGCAGUAGGUAUUCUGAUGGAGUAGGAGUCUGUAUUCUAAUGGUACAACUGUGACCUUUUAAGCGCUGGAGGAAUAACAACCCCUCUGGCUGUUUGCAUGAAGCUCUCUGCACAUUGACCUAUUUCAGUAGGGUGUCUAGUGCCAUAUAAGCCCAUGAGUAGCCAUGCUUUUAAUCCCCUGCUUUGUGUAGGCUCUACAGAGUUCCAUGUCUGAAUAGGUUUUAAAGACACAGCUAAUCAACAUUUAGUUCUGCUUGCAUGAGAGUUAGCUGUUGCAGGGCUUUAUGUCUUCAGAGCUUCCAGUUUUCUAAACUUGUCAUGGCUUCAUAAAGGCCAAAAUAAUGGAUCUUACAUUUCCUAAUUACAUUUUAAUAUGUUGUAAAAUCAGACAAGUUAUCCUUUCUAACUAACUCUCUAAUCACAUAGCUCUAAAUAAUGACAUAGCUAAAAGUCUGGGUGAUAUCUGAAGGACUUUGCUCUUGCUGAAUGUGGUGCUGUUUUUAAUUUCCAGCUAUUCUACUUUUCAAGCUUCACUGCCCAAGACACCCUUCAAGUAGCAAGGGAAAAAUAUAUUAAGGCAUUGUAAAAUCUUUACACUGCUUUGUAUUUAAGAUAGAAUAGGCAGCCUUCUCAAACUCACAUUUGCACCAUCUAGCAUAACUCAAAUAGCAAUUCCUCCUGCAGAUACUGCACUUCCAGAGAAAAGGUGCAUGCCAUAGAAUAUUUUUCAAUUCUCUUUGGGCUGAUGGCUGGAGUAUUUGACCUUGCUGUUGAUCCUUCCUCAGCUUAAUUGGUCUCUCACUGUGUUCUUUUUUUCCAUUGUGAAGCUUAGGUUCUGGGAUACAUUUUCCACAGGUCAGAGGUGGACAGUAGCAAAUAGUAUAAAAAGCCCAGCUGCAUGAAAAUUAGAGGUAGGGAUCUAGAAAUGUUUCAGGUGGUUUUAAUAUCAAUGAAGUGAGGCAUCUUGCACUUUAGAACCUUUAAUACAGGUCGGCAAGUCUUAGGCUCCAUAUGCUCUCCUCAUUGGAAUCAUUGUAGGAUUGUUUCCUUUAGUACCUGGACCACUUUUAAAAGUAAGAUUAGUAAUGGAUCCUUUUCUUCAGGUACCAUUUUAUGAGUCUUCCUGAAGUUAUACAGUUCCUGUGAUUCAGGAGGUAUUCCCUAUUCAAAAAGAACUAUAGGAUUUCCUCCAUUGCUUUCCUCCUUAAGGUUUUUUAUUAUUAUUGGCCUACAAUUCCUUAUACUGUAUAACUGCACUGCGAGGUCCUGGAGACUGUUCCUUCUUACAUUGUUGAAGGGACUUGGAAGUUGCUACUUCAAGUUGAAAAUGACAGACUAGUACAUGCCACAUGCUGACCCGUCAUUGUCCCUGUAUUUAAUUAUAGGCUUUAAAAUAGCAAAGACAAAGUAAGGAUUAGCUUUUGUUGGUAUAAAAUUGUUUUCAUAUUUAUAGCUACUCGAAAUUCUUUUCUGUACUUUGCUGCAUACUUCUAAAUUUAUUGGAGGAGUAGCCUGAGACUGGAAUUAGGAACCCCUACUGCCUAAUUAAUAUUUUGGCAGAUAGUUCUUAGUCUCUGCAGUUUACCUUCUUGCAUAUCAUCUUUAGAAAAAUUGAAUAUAAAUCUAUGCUUAUAUCAAAAAAUAAUUCACAUAUAGUAAAAUUCAAAACAAGACAAUACAUUUAAAAACAUGGCAAUGAAUAGACAGAGCUGGUAGCUAUGUAGUUUUAAAAAGUUGGGCAAAAUCCCCAGCUGUUCCACUUGAUCCUUAACUUCUAACAAAUUGCCUGUAAUUGAUCAGCUGAUCAUAGGAGAAGUUGAAAAGAAUGCAGCAUCCCCUGUUCUGCUGCGGGCGGGGCAGAAGUAGUAUUGCUGAAAGCACGUUUUUGUCUAUUUUGCAGAAAUUAAUACUACUUUAUGGUGUAAUUAUUCUGCUUGAAUUUAUCUUUGUGUGUUUAAUGAUAGGCUAAUAGUGGCUUUGAACAUUACCAGGAAAGUAGUGAGAUAUGUUUUCAAGGUAUCAUAUCAAAGUAAUGGGAAGCCAUAUAUUUUUCCUCGUGAAAAAGAAGCACAUCUUUUCCCUCUGACAUUGCCCUACAACAUACAAUGCCACCCUGAACUAUGUAUGUACUAAAUAUCCAUUUCCUAUUUCUGCAGUGUGUUGCUAUUGUCUAUUGUAUCUCAUAGAUCUGCUGAUCUCAGAAUCUAUGCAGUUUCAUUUGUGUAUUGGUUUUUGUAUAAAAUUGAUGCACCUUGAUCAAUGGACCAUAACGAGUGUUUUGGGAAUAGCUCCUGACAACAGAUGAGUGAACUGGUAUCAGCUUAUUGUUUUAUGUAUCAUGUGUUCAGCCUCUUAUGGAUCCUGUGAUCUGGCUUUUCCAUAAAGUGUUAUUAUACAAAUAUCUACUGUUUAAACAGUUUAGUCUACUUCUGUUGUGAAAUUCUUGUGUGAGAUUCUUGUUGGUCUUCAGGGAUAGACUUCUGAUGCUCUGUUGGGGCAUAUUUUAUUGAAAACAUAUUUAGUUUUACAUACCAUAUGUUUAUUUCUUUGUGGCUCAAAGCUGUACGUUUCCCUGUAACCCAAAAGAAUUUUUAGAUGAUCUAAGUUUAGUGAAAUAGGUGUGCAUCCAAAUCCUAAUGUUGGCAACAGCAUACAACAGUCUGUAAAUACAACUCAUUCCUCAGUCAAUAGUAGGGAAAACACCAGAUACGUUCACAGCAUUCAUUACUUGGAUCUUAGUCUAUGGAAUAUUUACUAAAUAUUGAAUUUAUUGUAUUACUGUAUAACCAUUCUCUUUAAUUCUAAUUGAUGCUGAUGAUUAAUUUCUAAGCAAAAGAGCAAAUAAUUUUAGGAAUUUUUCAAGAAAGAAAAGUUAUUUUUUUUAAAUGAGAACAAGUUAUUUAAAGUCUUACAAUAGAUAAUUUUAUAAAUAUAUAGUUAACCAAGAUGAAUUAAACGUGGCUAGAAAACGGAGAUAACUUGGGCUUGCCUCAUUAUCUAAUAGCUUUUAAGAUAUUACUUCAGAACUUACCCCCUUAUCUUUACCUCAAUUACCCAUAACAUGAAGAAGAUCUCUAGCUUGCAAUACUGAGAUUAAGGUGGGAGCAUAAAACUAGGUCCCUUCAUAACUUGUCAAAUAACCAACCAGAAGACUGUCUCUGAAAGACUGCCUGGGUCUUUCAGAGUUGUAGCUAGAAGGGUUGAUUUAUUUAAAUAAAUGUUUAGUUUAAAGUGUCAUAAAAAUCCACUUUGUGUUUACUCUGGCACAUGAUACUGUGGGUGGAAAGUGAUUUCUAACUCUUCAUAUCAAAUAUCAGACAAAGUUAUACUGAACACCUGUGAAAAUGCAGCUGCUUGAAACAAAGCUGUAAGCACAGAACUUUCAGAUAGAAUAAAAGCUCUGCAUUACUGGAUGAUGCCAGUGAAAGUGAGAAAACAUGGGUAAACCUGCCUACGCAUUACUGGGCGGGAAGGGGGGCGGAACUCGUUUCCAGCAGUAUUCUAUUGUUGGGCUACUUGUAUAGUCCCAUUCUGAAGGCUAGGGCAACUAUUUAAUCCAUUUUAAUUCCUUCUGUUUUUUAUUUUCUUAUGUAAUGAGCAGUUAUGGGUUCAGUAGCGGUAGGAGGGGUUGUGCAGGUUGGAAAUUACCUUGCUGCUUCAGCGACUCUGUGGGCCAAAUUGGCCCUCUACUUUCUAAUUUUUCUCUGUUAAAAUAGAAUGGAAGUGUGUGUCUACUCUGAUCGAUUUUGUGUCACAUAGCACUCUAGAAGGAGCUGUUCACAUCUGAGAAGGCGAUUAAUAUUUGAAGUCUUAAAUAGUGAGCAGCACUGAAAUUAAGCAACUAGAGAAAAUAAUUAGUACACUCUGUUACUUACCUGGCUAGAAGAAAAAACAAAUGCUUACAGCAGAAUGCACCAUAAAUGGCAACUUCAUCAAAUACUGUUGUCCCAAGGAUAAAAUCUAUAUUAGACUUCUAAAAGCUUCAAAUAUCUGGAGAUCAGGUGCCCCAAAUACAUAUUAGAGCAUCUCUCAUUGUAAUGAAUUUGCUUUUGCUAUGUUCGCUGCCUUGUCCAUUAGUAGCUUCCGAUUUUAAAUCAAGGAUUCUAAAAUGGUUUCCAGUGUAUUGUAUUGCCACAAUGACUGAGGAGCUGUAGUGCUUUGAGGUCUUGAACUAUCUGGGGUAACUUACUGUUGACUUGGCUGGAUCUAAAGCACUAUGUGUGGUGUGAUACUCAUGGAACAGGUCUUUCUGAACAUCUCAGUCCCACUCCAGCAUUCUGAAAUUCUGUUCCAGGGGACAAACAGCAUGAGAUGGGUCAAAUCGGGGCGAAGGAGUCUUCAAUGCCCCUCUGCAAAUGGAAGGGUGGCUACCACUCCUUUCAUUUGUUGAUGGGUUGAGCAUAAUGUAAAACCUUAUACUUUCCAUUAACGUGAUAGAUAGUAUUCCUGUAACUUUUUGUUAAAUGUAAGCAAGACCAAAAGACAGUGUGUCUGACUCUGAACAUUUCUGAUUUUAUGACAUGUGAUAAGACUGUAUCUGUACUAAACUCCUCUGUUUUAAGUCACAACAAGACUUUAUUUGUUUUCAGUAAAUCAUCCUUUUUUAAUUUCACAAAAUGCGAGUGAAAGCAAAGUUGCAACCAAAAUCUGCACUGGGGUCCCACAAGAACUUUUAAAAAAAUUGCUUCACGCUUCCUCAAUUGUUGAAGUUCAUGAUCACUUUUGAUUUGGGGCAGUGAUCCGAAUACAGAGUGAGUACUUCAUGGAACUUGGCAACAUGGCUUAAAUAAAUGGUGACCAGAAAACCUCAAAGCAGCUGCUUCUCUGCUAGAAACUUCAAAACUUGGCAAACUAACUUCACAUUCAAAACGAUUCCCUCCAGUUUUCCCUGCCCUUAACGUUGCACAGUCUGGCUGUGUACAGCUUCUACUUCGUGACCUGCAGGUGGGUGUGCUGUUAACUAUCCAAAUGUCUGAGGUGCUCUACUGUGCUGAUUGCAUAUUAACGUUGUCUGUUAUUGGGAAGCUUUGAGUAAGAGGCCAUGAUGGAUCAUAAUGAUACCCAUUUAGCUCUGAAAAUCCUUUGUGGCACAGAUCCAGGUAAUUUUGAUACUAAUGGCAAGAUUGUGCCUUCUCGUGUUUUGAAGUGAGGCUGAGUUUAAAUACAAAUGUAUCUGACUGACAAAUAUACUUUGACUUUCUGUUAAAUCUUAAGCACUUUGCAGCUAUUUAUGUAACUCUAUGUUAACUGAUCUAAAUGCACUGCCAUAGAUGUCUCAUUUCACAGUAAAAUCAGAUAUGAUCAUUAUAUAUACACAUGUGUAUUAGUACUUUUUUGUCUUUUGCACAGAGUGGAGGCUGAAAUUAUUGUGCCUGCACAUUUGCUUUUGAAGAUGUCUAGAAAAACUGAGUGCACAUUUACAUUUUAUUUGCAUUUUACCCAGAAAUGGUAACUUGUUAAUGUCUUAUUUUCUAAAUAUUUCCUGGAAAAAUAAAUAUCUUUGCCUGAUUAAUAGACUUAAUCAGUUCUUAGACUUGCUGUACUAUAUUAAAAUACUUUUACCCAAUUA